Messenger RNA from Oncorhynchus tshawytscha (Chinook salmon), 2368 nucleotides. It is a transcript of the gene rasl11a, whose product is annotated as RAS-like, family 11, member A. NCBI's taxonomy places the organism in Eukaryota, Metazoa, Chordata, Actinopteri, Salmoniformes, Salmonidae. The transcript is spliced from 5 exons. Gene Ontology annotation, molecular function: GTP binding; GTPase activity. The record is from RefSeq and is a predicted model, not a curated record. Bases 652 to 1416 code for a protein of 254 amino acids.
GUUUGUGUUUAGCCUUCAAUUCCAACAAUUGAUUCAGUUUACUCAUUGAAUGCUAUUUGACUGUCUUGAGAUGUAGGCUAAUAAUUUGGGGAAAAGACCCCCAAAAAUGAUAUCAUAUGCACCAUUAUGCUUGCUUAUCCUAAACAGAUAAAAUGGCCAGAUGCUAACAGGUCAGCGAUUUGUAGGGGUUGUGCUGUCAGCAAAUCUGCUAGGCUACUCAUUCACGCCCCGUUCUCGCUCAUCCCACUCCGGUUUGUCUGACUCUUCUCUCUCUUGACUAACAAUUGCUCGGGAAGUGGCGGGAUUGACUUGUCUGCCCUUCAUGGUUUAUAUGACAGUUCGGUGCUCUGUCUCUAUUUAUCCUAUGUGAAAUAACGGUUCCAAGGAUACAAUCUACAAUCGGAUAGCCUAACGGUCUAGGAUCGGGCGCCAAAAGAAACUUGAUUAGGUCCAUUUGUUUAGCACUCAAUGCAAGGGAUCUUCAAACGGUAUGCAGGAUUGUUUCGAAGUAGCAGCCAGAGGAGACGAUUAUAAUUUCUGUUCUUAUCGAGAUCGGGUGUAUCGAGAGACAGUGGAAUAUUUUAGCAGUUUGGGGGGGACGAGGAGAAAGAGGAACUGCAUUCGCAGACUGGACUCACAGGGGGCUUCUAAAUGCGUCUUCUUGUCGACCCACCGAGAACAAUGAAUAGUGGUUCUAGCAACUUUCUGCUAGUUCCAAUACCGGAGUAUCCCGUUCUAGACUGCGUGCCCAACAAAAACGUUAAGAUUGUGGUUUUGGGAGCGAGCAACGUCGGGAAAACAGCUUUGAUCGUCAGGUUUCUGACCAAGAGGUUCAUUGGGGACUAUGAGGCAAACACAGGGGCCCUUUACUCCAGAAAGAUCAAUCUAGAUGGAGAACAGGUCUCACUACAGGUUCAGGACACACCCUGUGUCUCUCUACAGGAUGAUGCAGAGGGGCUAUAUUGUCAGGAGCAGAUCAACAGGUCUAUCUACUGGGCGGAUGGAUACGUCCUGGUGUUCUCCAUCACCGACCACAGCAGUUAUAGAACCAUACAGCCUCUCUACCAGCACGUCAGACGCAUCCACCCUGCAGGGAACAUACCUGUCAUACUGGUGGGCAACAAGAGCGACCUCCUCCGUGCCCGCCAGGUGCCGGCUGACGAGGGCGAGACGUUGGCAGCCUCUCUAGGUGGGUCGUACUUUGAGGCGUCUGCCAGGGAGAAUCACGAGGGGGUCCACGCCGCCUUCCUGCACCUCUGUGGUGAGGUGAGCCGGGCGCUGGGUGGGGGUAACGGGGAGAAAAGGAGAGGGGGGCUGCACCUGGCCCGGCCCAAGUCCCCCAACAUGCAGGAGUUGAAGAGGAGGUUUCGACAGGUGCUGUCCUCUAAGGGAAAGUCUUCUACUAACACCUUGUGAUGACAAUGGGGGAAAAAAUUAUAAUUUUUUGGGGUUCUGGAAUUGGAAUUCUGGAUUGAGCCCAGUUGACUCUCCUGUGAUGUCGUUGUAUGAUAAUGAAUGGAACACUUUUUUUCAAAUGGAGCAUUUCGUUGGAACAGUGAGAAGAGGGAAGCAACGGAUAUUGUAUUUCUUUGGAUUGGAAUGGAACAUUAAGAUAAAGAGGUUCCCCUUGUGGAAGGAAUGGCAAAGAGACAGCAAGGCCCAAUACUACCAACAGAACAGUGUGCUAUGAGGCUUGUGACAUCACAUACCAUUCUGACAAUCUGACCAAUGGUGACAGAGGAGCCUGAAAUACUGACUUUGACUGACAGGCCCAACGGACCAAUCAUAGCCUACUCUGAGAUCUGCUAUUCGAUCUGAGCUGUCACGCACUAGCCUACUCUUCUUGCUUCUGAUACAUUUGUAUUGAAUGAAUGUCAUCUGAAAAUGUACUGUACCCAGAAGCAAAACAAACCGAUGUGUUGCACCCCAAUGGCACCCUAUUCCCAAUUUAGUGCACUACUUUCAACCAGGGCCUAAGUAGUGCACUAUGUAGGGAAUCGGGUGCGUUUGAGAAGCAACUAAUAUAUUUUCAAUAUGAAAAACGUGGAUAGGUCAUGGUUAAUCAAAUGUUUAUUUAGCAAUUACAUGUCCUUUGACAUUUUAAAUAUGAUCUGUUUUUUCUCAGACUCUUUUAUCCAAAGAGACUUACAGUCAUGCGUACAUACAUUUUUACCUAUGGGUGGUCCCGGGAAUUGAACCCACAACCCUGGCAUUACAAGCACCAUGCUCUACCUGCUGGGCUACAGAGGACCAUCCUGGUCUGUACUUAUCUGAACCAACCUGAUUCCCUCUGAACAGUCUCUAACCACAGAUCUAGGAUCAGUUUACCCUACCAUUAGCACUAGCAUGAACAUAGAUCAGAGCUUAU